AGCAAAGCAAUCAGGAUGAUGAUGUGGGGCCUGUGCUUGCUUUGUGUGGUCAUGGGGCUCGCACCCGUCCACGCCGCCCCCGUCAAGACGGCGGGCAGCACGGAGGACGUCAACGUGCUCAUGUUCGGCGUGAUUCAGUUCGGCGAGUCCCUCAACUACGUCUUCGAAACCACCGAGGCCAAGAUAGCUAGGAUCGCCAAAACUCUGAAUGGCCAUGAGGGUGCGCUGAGGCGGCUCGGGGAGCAGACGGAGCAGGCGGCCGAGGUGGAGAAGAAGAUCAAGGAAGUGAUAGCGCUGCUGCAGGACCAGAUUAGCAAGCAGCAAGCUGAAACCAAGAUGACAGAAGGUCAGCUGGCCCACAUUCAGCAGGAAGAGAUGGCGCUUUGGACCAAAGUGAGAAGACUGGAGAUGUAUCUGAAGAGCACGUCACCCACCAGCAUCAAAGAUCUGCAGGAGAGAACUGCUUUGAAUGCCAGUAUCUUGAAAGGUCUGCAGCAUUUGAUGCAGUUUCAAAAACAGAACAUGGAGAACCACAACCAACAGAUCUUAACAUUGCAGAAGAUGAGUGAAGCUUUAUGAAGCAUCCAACACAGCACUGGACCCUCCAAGCACUCCCUUUCACCUGUGCAAUGCUGUACAUAGCACAUUGUUUUUAUUUGCCUUGUGGCAACUUACACUACAUCAGUUUCUCCUGCAACACUGCUGUGUGUAUUUCAUUUGGAGUGCCUCUCUUAAGCAUUAUUUUUGAACAUUUAAUUAUCAAAUCUUAUUUUAUUAUAACACAACAUAUCUUGUUAUUUAGGCAUGUUUUGUAUUUACAGUACAUAUUGUACAACAUUGUAAUUAAAGGCGUGAAUAAGCUUUCA
Nerophis lumbriciformis (worm pipefish) is the source of this 866-nucleotide messenger RNA. It is a transcript of the gene angptl8, whose product is annotated as angiopoietin like 8. NCBI's taxonomy places the organism in Eukaryota, Metazoa, Chordata, Actinopteri, Syngnathiformes, Syngnathidae. The record is from RefSeq and is a predicted model, not a curated record. Gene Ontology annotation, biological process: regulation of lipid metabolic process; triglyceride homeostasis.